AUGUACUUCACCAAGAUCGCCGUCGUUCUCUCCAUGGCCGCUUCGACCCUCGCCCUGCCCACCGGCGCAGUGACCCCCAUGCAGAAGCGUGCCCUCACCUUCCGCCCCUACUCCGAGUUCCAAGUCUCGGACGGUGUUGCCGGCAACGCUCUUGAGGAAGUCCAGGCCAAAUUCCCCAUCGACACCAGUGACCUCGCCAACGUCUCUGACGCCGACCUGGCCAUCAUCCAGGCCGCCCGUGAGACCGCUGAGAGUGCCGAGACGGACGCCUUCAACUCGGCGGUCGAGUCUGCCAGCGGCGACGCCGCCGACGCCCUCCAGAACGGAAAAAUCAAGAACAAGGUCCUGAAGCUGUUCCUCGAGACCACCGCUUUGCAGAUCAAGCAGGCCCAGGGUGAGGACAACCAGGACAAGAUCGACGAGGAGCAGAAGAAGCUCGACACCAACAUCGCCACUGACAAGAAGAACGCUGGUGCCACCAGCCAGAGCGUCGACUUCACUGACGACGUUCAGCCCGACGCGUAG
Molecule: messenger RNA, 525 nt
Organism: Pseudomassariella vexata
Lineage: Eukaryota; Fungi; Ascomycota; Sordariomycetes; Amphisphaeriales; Pseudomassariaceae
Exons: 1
Coding region: 1-525 (174 amino acids)
Source: RefSeq, a predicted model, not a curated record